AUCGUUGUUUCCAACUUCAUUUCAUUACGUCAGACGCAAGCUGUGCCUCCACUCGUUUUUAGUAUUCUCUUUUCUCUUCAGAUUGUUUUAUUGGUAAUUAAAGGAACAUUCACCCUAAAAUUUUCGGGUAGUGACAGUCAGCUGUUUUUGACGUUUGUUUUGUUUACAAGUGCAUGCGCUGAAAUGGCAGCUAAGAGUUUAAGAAGUUUUUUCGUGUUAAAAAUAAAUUCUUUAUCCAGUACGACGACUUAUUACACUAUUGGAAGGGUUGUAUCAUGUGCAAGCUACAGCACAUCCAGUAAAAGAAACAAGAUCUACCAAGACUUUAAUGAAGCCGUGAAAGAUAUUAAAGAUGGAUCUAAACUUUUGGUUGGUGGAUUUGGACUGUGUGGUAUACCAGAAAACUUGAUUCAAGCUCUAAAUAAAACAAAUGUCAAAGGUCUUACUGUGGUGUCUAAUAAUGCAGGUGUUGAGAGUUUUGGACUUGGUAUUUUACUGAAAAGCAAACAAAUAAAGAGGAUGAUAUCUUCAUAUGUUGGUGAGAAUGCUGAGUUUGAGAGACAAUUCCUAAGUGGAGAAUUAGAGGUGGAAUUGACCCCACAAGGAACUUUAGCUGAGAGAAUCAGGGCGGGCGGUGCUGGUGUGCCUGCAUUCUUCACUCCAACUGGCUUUGGUACCCUGAUCCAUGAAGGUGGAUCUCCCAUCAAAUAUGCCAAAGAUGGGAAGAUUGACAUAGCAAGUUCCCCACGAAAUGUCCAACAAUUCAAUGGCAAAGACUACAUUAUGGAAGAAGCUAUUACUGGAGACUUCGCUCUCGUGAAAGCGUGGAAGGCCGACAAAUACGGCAAUCUAAUCUUCAGGAAAAGCGCUCGCAACUUCAACCCAGCCAUGUGCAAAGCUGCUAGGAUAACCAUUGCUGAAGUCGAAGAAAUUGUCGAUGAGAUUGACCCCGAUUUUGUUCACGUGCCUUCUAUAUUCGUGCACAGAGUUAUCAAAGGUGAUAAGUUUGAAAAGAGAAUUGAACGCAGAACGAUCACUAAGCCAGCAAACGUGCAGAAAGAGAAGAAAGCAUCUGAUGCUAUGAGGGAGAGAAUCAUCAGAAGGGCAGCUUUAGAAUUUAAAGAUGGAAUGCAUGCUAAUCUUGGCAUUGGUAUGCCUAUGCUGGCCAGUAACUACUUACCGAAGAAUGUAAAGGUGCUGUUGCAAUCAGAAAACGGUAUUUUGGGACUCGGACCUUUCCCAACUGAAGAAGAAGUCGACGCUGAUCUGAUUAAUGCUGGAAAGGAAACUGUCACUGUUCUGCCGGGAGCAUCAUUCUUUUCAUCCGAUGACAGUUUCGCAAUGAUUCGUGGUGGACAUAUUGAUUUGACAAUUCUUGGAGCUAUGCAGGUUUCCCAAUAUGGUGACUUGGCAAACUGGAUGAUUCCUGGUAAAAUGGUUAAGGGUAUGGGAGGAGCUAUGGAUCUCGUGUCUGCGCCGAGAACAAAAGUGGUAGUCACAAUGGAACACACUGCCAAAAACGGUUCUCACAAAAUACUGCCGGAAUGCUCGUUGCCACUGACUGGGAAGAACUGUGUCGAUAUGAUUAUUACGGAGAAGUGCGUGUUCGAGGUGGACAAAGAGAAGGGGCUUAUCCUGACGGAGCUGGCAGAUGGAGUGUCAGUUGAGGACAUCUUAGUUAACACUGGCUGCGAAUUCCACGUCGCACCAAAAAUCAAGAAGAUGGGUGAUAUAACCAACCCAGAAAGUAACUGAUUGGGAAAAACCGUUAAGGCUAUAUUCGAAUGGUCUAUUUUACUUAAAAAUUAAGUUUAUAAUAUAUACGUCCGAAUUUAUUUUUAUAUAAAAAAAUAUUAAAAUAAUUAAAGUAAUUAAACCUAUCUAUACUGGUAAUUAUGUACCUACUUAAAUUAAAAUGUGGUACUGAAAUGAAAAUAUAUGUUACAAAGUUAUACUCGUUACUUUA
Pectinophora gossypiella (pink bollworm) is the source of this 1966-nucleotide messenger RNA. RefSeq names its product succinyl-CoA:3-ketoacid coenzyme A transferase 1, mitochondrial (gene SCOT). The transcript is spliced from 9 exons. The coding region runs from base 184 to 1755 and encodes 523 amino acids. Gene Ontology annotation, biological process: ketone body catabolic process. Gene Ontology annotation, cellular component: mitochondrion. The record is from RefSeq and is a predicted model, not a curated record. Lineage: Eukaryota; Metazoa; Arthropoda; Insecta; Lepidoptera; Gelechiidae. Gene Ontology annotation, molecular function: succinyl-CoA:3-oxo-acid CoA-transferase activity.